AUGGUGUCUAUUGAUAGAACUGGUGCAAUUUCUCUCUCAGAUAUCAGAGAUGGUGUUAGUCUUGAUAGCAAUGCCAAAUCUAUAGCAGUUGAGAUUCUUAAUGAAAAUGAAAGGCCAAAUCUACAUGGAGCUAUUCAAAAUUACACGGUACAUGGUCCAUGUGGUCCGUACAACAAGAAUUCACCUUGCAUGAAGAAUGGAUCAUAUUCAAAGUUCUAUCCUAAAGAGUUUAGACAGCGAAUACUCAUUGAUGAGGCCGGAUUUUCCAAAUAUAGGCGUAUUGAUAACGGUCGAACAGUGAAGAAAAGGAAAUGUGUACUAGACAAUAAGUUCAUUGUUUCGUAUAAUCUAGAAUUGUUGCUCAAGUUCGGGUGCCACAUAAAUGUGGAAUACACAUGCCAAACAAGUUCUAUUAAGUAUCUGUUUAAGUAUGUACACAAGGGUAAUGACCGCGUAACAACUACUCUAUACAAUGCUGGUGAUCCGUCAGAAGCCACACAAGUUGUUGACGAAAUUAGGAAUUACUACGAUUGUAGGUACAUUUCGGCAUGUGAGGCAGUCUGGCGUCUAUUUGGAUACGAAAUCCAAGAGAAAGAACCAUUUGUGAUUAUACUUCCAUUCCAUUUGGUGGAUGAGCAACCUAUGGUUUAUGGUAAAAUUUCUAAUGUGAAUGAUAUCGUCGAAAGAGCAAUAUCUCAUAAGUCCAUGUUUUUGGGAUGGAUGGCGGCAAACAUGUCAUAUCCCUAUACUCGAAGUCUGACUUAUGCUGAGUUUCCAACCAAGUUUGUUUGGAAGGACGAUUCUUCAAAGUGGUUUCCUCGAAAGAAAGGCUUCGCAAUUGAAAGACUCAUGUACAUACAGAGAGGAUGUAUGAGUUUUCGAGAUAUAAGAACAGUAGGAGGAACAAUUUAUGCUAUGUAUAGAGAUGCAUGCUUCGCCCUUGGACUCUUGCAAGAUGACAAAGAAUUCAUUGAUGUAAUUAAGGAAGCAAGCUCAUGGGCCUCAGGAUCAUAUGUUAGGAGGUUAUUUGUCAUUCUAUUAAAAUCCAACAAUAUCUCAAGACCAGAACAUGUCUGGGAUAGAUGUUGGCAUGAACUCUUAGAUGAUAUUUUGUAUCGACAGAGAGCUGUGAUGAACAUGAGGGAGUUAACAAUGUCAGAUGAUGAGAUUAAGCAGUUGUGCUUAAUGAAUAUAGACAAGAUCUUACAUUCCUAUGGUAAAACCUUGAAAAACUAUCCUCCAAUGCCUUUAGCAACUAAAGUUGAUAGUUCUUUGUUAACCGAAAGGGUUAUUAGGGAAGAGCUAAACUUUAACAGAGAUGAUUUAAAAUGUCUCAGACAUGUGCUCAAACUAACAAAAAAUAUGAGACUCUCUGUAAGGACGACUGCUUCAGAUCAAGAUGAGACAGAGCAAUUUGGUGAGUGGUUAUUGAAAGUUAGUGAUGGUCUAAUAGGUGACAAUAUGGAUGGUGAAUAUGAGAUAUGUCUUCCAGGAGAUAUUGUUAUUCCUUCUUCGGACCAGACAUUUGAUGAGUUAGUUCAUUUUUCUUAUCCAAAUAUUUUGGAAAACAUGUCCUCAAAAGAUUUUUUCAAAGCAAGAACUAUAUUGGCUCCCACACUUGACAUCGUUAAAGAGGUCAACAACCAUCUGAUGGCUAUCAUUCCUGGAGGAAAAAAUUAUAUCUUAGUUCGGAUUCCAUUUGUAUGGAUGAAGGGAAUAUGGAGAGUCAGCUAG
Arachis ipaensis is the source of this 1734-nucleotide messenger RNA. RefSeq lists its product as uncharacterized. NCBI's taxonomy places the organism in Eukaryota, Viridiplantae, Streptophyta, Magnoliopsida, Fabales, Fabaceae. The record is from RefSeq and is a predicted model, not a curated record.